AUGGCUGGUAUCAACAGGCUGUCCAGAGCACUGUGGCAAUCCCCCAGUACAAGACCUUGUAUCUCUUGGGUUAACGGCCAAACGGUACAAUCCCCCGCAUUUAAUCUCCAUCCACAGAUUCCGAGUUCAACGGCCUUUCGUGCACUCUCAAGAGCAGCUAAAAUGAGCUCCCAGAGAGAGGAUUCGAUUCCGCAUGAACUUCGCACAGCUGCCGAGCCCCGCCAGAACAGACGCCAUCCAGUGCGGCUAUCGCAUGUCGAGCAGAUCAAUCCCUCGGUUCGACUGUUGCACUUCGCAAUAUCUCAAGAUAAUAACAACCAGCAACCGUUCAGCUUUCUUCCGGGUCAAUGGCUUGAUGUCCAUAUCCCAUCUAUAGCUCAAGCUGGUGGCUUCACUAUCACCUCCACACCAGCAGAUGCCGAACCCCUACCAAUCCCAAACAGCCCAGCAGCCGAAGAACCAGUACCACCAGAGUCCCAAGGAAGAGCACCCUACGUGGAACUAGCCGUCCAAAACUCACCGAAGAACCCAUCAGCCGCAUGGCUCUGGAAACCGAAAGAGGAAAUCAUAGGCCAAGAGCUAAGUAUCCGCGUGGGAGGAAGUUUUACCUGGCCAGGAGUGAGCGACGUCAAGAAAAUCAAGAAUGCAGUCUUUAUUGCCGGAGGUGUCGGUAUCAACCCUUUGAUAUCAAUGCUUUCACACAUCAACAACAAUGAACCCGGGACCCAAACACCAGAUACAAUUCACAUUUUGUAUACUAGUCGCUUACCGCGGGGUGAAACGAUGCAAGAGAGAUUGGAUCAGGUCCUGUUUCUCCCGCGCCUGCGCCAGAUAGUUCGAUCGCAGGAGACUUCGCAUCGGCUUCGAAUGUCAUUGGACCUUUUUCUUACGGAUGUGGAUCCAUCUGUUGAUUUGGUCUCUGCGGCGUCCGAUAUGGUGAUUCAUUCGGCUCGAAUUGGAGAUCAGGAUCUACGCUCUGCCGUUUCCAAUAAGGAUGGCGGUACGAGUUCAAAAGAUACAGUGUGCUAUGUGUGUGGACCGCCGCAGAUGACAGAUUCUAUUGUUGAGAGAUUGAAAGGCAUGCUGGAAGAGGGCGGCGACAAGCGGAUUUUCUUUGAAAAGUGGUGGUAG
Molecule: messenger RNA, 1131 nt
Organism: Penicillium brevicompactum
Lineage: Eukaryota; Fungi; Ascomycota; Eurotiomycetes; Eurotiales; Aspergillaceae
Product: FAD-dependent oxidoreductase
Exons: 3
Coding region: 1-1131 (376 amino acids)
Cellular component (GO): mitochondrion
Molecular function (GO): oxidoreductase activity
Source: RefSeq, a predicted model, not a curated record